Molecule: messenger RNA, 372 nt
Organism: Sphenostylis stenocarpa
Lineage: Eukaryota; Viridiplantae; Streptophyta; Magnoliopsida; Fabales; Fabaceae
Source: the annotation of a GenBank genome assembly
AUGGCUAUUUCAAUGUUGUUCAAUUCCCUUUCAAACGACCCAAAUGGCUAUCUUCCUUAUCCUUGGCAACGAAUCCUAGAUAUCCCUACGAAGCUUGUUUACUACCAUGACUAUGAGACUGGAUUUGUGAUUUACGAUUUUAGGCCAUUUGUGGAUUUUGGAGGGGGUGUUUUCCUGGAAAAUGAUAUUGGGUUCAGUUUGACAGACGAUGAAGUUCUUGAGCAAAUAAACAACAACCUUCAGGAUUUUCUGAGCGCCCCAAGACUUCUGCUUUUUGUGUGUGCAUGCAGUGGAAGAAAUUACUAUGGCGUUGUUGAACAACCAGUGGUUCGAUGCCCCUUGUGCAAGCGCAUAACUAGCUUGUUUCCAUGA